Nematolebias whitei (Rio pearlfish) is the source of this 1024-nucleotide messenger RNA. RefSeq names its product cytoplasmic polyadenylation element-binding protein 3. The transcript has 3 exons. The record is from RefSeq and is a predicted model, not a curated record. Lineage: Eukaryota; Metazoa; Chordata; Actinopteri; Cyprinodontiformes; Rivulidae. The coding region runs from base 104 to 1024 and encodes 306 amino acids.
GGGUUGACUCGAGAAGUUCAAACUUUGGGCUGAUCUCUAGCUCGGAUUAUCAGCUGGGGGUCAGUCUCAGCUACUACCACAUCGAAGUUUGGCUCAGUGAACCAUGCAGGAUGAUUUACUGAUGGACAAAAACAAAGCCCAGCUUCAUCAGCACCAAGGUCCGAUCCAAGUGGACUCUCCUUCCUCCACGCCGACCCCGUCAUCCGAGCCCGCCGAGUCCGGGGGCCCGUUCGCCGGGAGCAGCCAGGCGGCUUCGCUCAGCACCACGCACAGAGUCCCCAUGGAGUCCCUGGUUCUGCCCGGGUUGAGCUUCCACCAGCAGCCGCCUCAGGAGACCCGAGGUCCAGGGGCCUCCUCUCCCUCCUCGUUCGGGAGCACCUGGUCCACUGGGACCACCAACGCGGUGGAGGACGGUUAUCUCCAGGGAGUGUCCUCCAUGAACGGAAACAUGCUUUUCCAGAACUUCCCCCACCAGGUCAACCCGGCGUUCGGGGGGAGUUUCUCCCAGCAGAUCAACUCGAGCAGGCCCCCGGUCAGCCAGGGCCCCUUCCCCCAGAGGAACGCUUAUCAGACCGCCAUGAACAACAGCAAGGGCUCCUCCUCCUCCUCGGCCUGGAACAACCACCAGAACGCAGCUUGGAGCUCCGCCUCCGGCCCCUGGAGUGGGCUGCAGGCAGGCAGGGACCCACGGCGGGCCGUGGGGGUCGGAAUGCCAUCGUCCCUGAGCUCCGUCUCCCCGAUGAAAAAGCCGUACUCCAGUAAUGUCAUAGCACCCCCCAAGUUCCACAGACCGGGUCCCCUGGCCCCCAAACCCUGGACGGAGGACGUGUUCCGGAGCGACGGCAGCAACAUUCUGCCCUUACAGGACCGGACUCGGCCCUUUGACCCCUUUAACUUGGUCUCUUUGGAGAAUUCCUUAAUGGACAUGAUCAGGACUGACCAUGACAAAGGAAAACCACACCCAGCCGGGGGCCCACCAGUGACCAUCGCUGACAUAAUAUGGAGGAAUCAUUUCGCAGGUUAG